AAUAUGUCGCUUCUUCGCUUUAAGUGGUUUGAAAUGGUUUGCCUUACAAUUAAAGAGGUUAUACCGGGUCUUGUCUGACGAGUUGUUACGUUUGACAACAGCUGGCUAAUAUUUUACCAAAAAAAUAAACAAACCUGCACCGGAAGUGUUUUGUGCUCGUGCCACGUCAGAGCUACAAAAGUGUUAUCAUCAGUGAAGAGGAGUCUCUGAAGCUUUCUGCGCUUUUUCUUUGCUUUCACCAUGCUGUGCCUGCGACUGAGCUGUUUGCUGCUGCUACAUGUGUUCGUGGUGUUUGGGACCGAGCUCACCUUUGAGCUCCCUGACAACGAUAAACAGUGUUUCUACGAGGAGCUAGAGAAAGACGUCAAGUUUGACAUAGACUUCCAAGUCAUCGCAGGAGGCAACUAUGAUGUGGACUGCUUUGUCACCGACCCUCAGAACAAUGUGUUGUAUAAUGAGAAGAAGAAGCAGUAUGACAGCUUCUCUCACACCACAGCUAUGAAGGGAGUCUACAAGGUCUGCUUCAGCAAUGAAUUCUCCUCUUUUACCCACAAAAUGGUGUAUCUGGAGUUCCGGCAUGGAGAGGAGGAACCUCUCAUGCCGAGCUUGACGAGAAGCACAGCACUGACUCAGUUGGAGUCAUCUUGCGUCUCCAUUCAUGAGAUUCUGAAGGUGGUGGCUGACUCGCAGACAUGGUACAGACUGAGAGAGGCACAUGACCGCACAAAGGCAGAGCACCUCCUCGAGCGGGUGACCUACUGGUCCAUCGGAGAAACCAUCUUGCUGUUUGUCAUCGGUAUUGGUCAAGUCAUGUUGCUUAAGAGCUUCUUCAUUGAGAAGAAAGGCUCUGUAGCAGCCACCACUUAGAAAUUUCUUGGAUUCUUGGAAAUCUCUUCAGUGUGAAUGCAGACGUGCAUCUGGAAAUGAGUGUGCAUCUUGUACUUUCAGCAAACCCUUUGUUAAAGGGAUAGUUCAAGGAGUUUUCCUAUUUCUAACUUCUUACCCAGCAUUAGACGGACUUGUAAAUGCCUUUUUCAUGUCAAUUCUGUUUUGUUCUUAACAAGCUGUAUUGAAAAGAAAUAUCACUCAUACUUGCAUAGAAAAUGAGAUUGUCAUCAACCUUGCACAUAUUAUUUAUUGUACUUUUAUAGAAGUACAAGAUAAAGCAGGUUUUGCAAUCUGUGCCAUAUGUGCAUGAAACAGAUUGCCUUAUAGUUAGACUGUCGUGGAUUUUCAUAUGAUAUCCAGAAAUUAUGGUGAAAGUUGUGGCACACUGAUAGAGACCAAAGAAGCUGUUUGUUUCUGAAUGUUAGUUUUAUUUGUUUUAUAAUAUGUAUUUUGUUUACUAUUGCCUUAAUUUAUGUGUAAAAUUGUUGUUGUUGUUGUUGUUGUUGUUACAUGUUAUAAGAGCUUUGUCUUCCUCAUGCCUUAAUCAGUCUCAUACGAAGUGCCUCAAGAUUCCUACAAAGUUGAAGGUUUACUGUUUUGUCUGUUAUGUGCCCUCCUGUUCUUACUGAUUGAAUGGAUUUUCAGUUUCCACUCUUACAUUUUACAUUAAUAUACAUUGGAAAGUGACCAAGUAUUAUGGGUUUUUUUUCCACCAAAAAAAAAAGUUAUGUUUUCAGUCCUCAUUUGUUUAUUUUCCUGAUUGUUACCUGUAAAACCUGUCAUACAGUAUGAACUGCAUAAAGAAUGUCGAAACAUUG
Molecule: messenger RNA, 1706 nt
Organism: Toxotes jaculatrix (banded archerfish)
Lineage: Eukaryota; Metazoa; Chordata; Actinopteri; Toxotidae
Gene: tmed3
Product: transmembrane p24 trafficking protein 3
Exons: 3
Coding region: 241-867 (208 amino acids)
Biological process (GO): intracellular protein transport; Golgi organization; endoplasmic reticulum to Golgi vesicle-mediated transport
Cellular component (GO): COPI vesicle coat; COPII-coated ER to Golgi transport vesicle; endoplasmic reticulum
Source: RefSeq, a predicted model, not a curated record